GUCACCUUUGUCACCAGCAACAGGGCCGACAUGUGCCUAUGACCAUGGAGAUGAAGGACUCGGGCAGCGUGGUCCUGACAGCCUACCAUCCCCACAGCCCGGCCAGGAUCCCAGGCAUGGAGCAGAGCUUUGUGCAGGACAUCCCCCCCAGCCAUUCGCCCACCAGCAGAAAGUCUCUCCCUCGUUGUCGAAGAAUUAACAGGAUGCUUUCCAACGAGUCAGCACCUCCUCCUGCAUUCAGUCGCUCCAACUCACAGGCCUCCAUGGACAGCACCUCCAUGGAGGACUUCUGGUGCGAAGUGGAGAGCAUCAAGGAGAGCAGUGAAGAUGGAUCCGAAGAAGCAACGCUCUUGGAGUUCAAACCUGCUGAUGAAGGUGAGCUGGAGGCAGAAUGGCUGCAAGAUGUAGGUUUGUCUACGUUGAUCUCGGGAGCUGAAGAAGAGGACGGCCAAGCCCUGCUGUCCACUCUGACCCGAACUCAAGCUGCUGCCGUACAGAAGAGGUACAACACCUACACUCAGACCUUGAGGAAGAAGAACAAGCACACGGUCCGGGAUGUGAGAGACAUCUUUGGCACCAGCGACUCUUCUCCCACAUUUGAGACAGUUCCAGUGUCACCAGUUCCUUCUAAUGGUAUCCAGCUUCCUGGGCAGAAGCCAGUUUGGAAAUCAGUUAGCUCUAAUAGCUGCCUAGACUGCGGACUAGAUAAAGGCAGCCCGUCCAUAACAGAAGAGCUCUCCUAUGAGGUCUCUUUCUCAGAAUCCAUCACAGUCCUUCCAAAAAACCAAGAAUGGCCGAAAAACCAGAGGUUCAAAAAGGAAGACUCUGCUUUGCCUAAAUUCAUAGUUCGGAAAAGCCGGUUCGGACUGACAGAGGUUGGAGACCUCUCUCCUGAAGAUAUGAAGAAGAUCCGCUACCUCUCCCUGAUUGAGCUAACGGCCUUCUACGAUGCACUGGGGGUGGAGCUGAAGAGGAACCGUGCAGAGAGGGUGCGGGGACGAGAAAAUGGUCUAUUUGGAGUCCCUCUCACCAUACUGCUGGAGAACGAUCAAAAGAAGGUUCCUGGAAUAAAAGUUCCCCUCAUCUUCCAAAAAUUGCUGCUCAAGCUUGAGGAAACAGGUUUAGAAACUGAAGGAAUUCUACGAGUGCCUGGAUCUGCCUCCAGAGUCAAGAAUCUCCAUCAAGAACUUGAGGCAAAAUUUUAUGAAGACACUUUUGACUGGGACCAAGUACGAAAUAAUGAUGCAGCCGGACUGCUGAAAAUGUUUAUAAGAGAACUGCCAAGCCCCCUCUUCACUGUAGAAUAUCUGCCUGCUUUCAUCACGCUAGUGGAAAAAAUCUCCAAGAUCAAGUUACAGCUACAAGCUCUGCAUCUGUUGAUUAUGCUGCUGCCUGAAGCCAACAGAGACACGGCCAAGGCCUUUCUUCAGUUCCUGAAGAAGGUGGUUGCUAAUGAAGGGAAAAAUAAAAUGAAUUUGUGGAAUGUUUCUAUGAUUGUUGCACCAAACCUCUUCAUCUACAAAGGGAAACGGGCUAACCAACAAGAAAUGCAAGCAGCCGCCACCACAGCACACAUUGUGCGGCUUUUAAUUCGGUACCAGGACAUCCUGUGGACAGUCCCAUCCUUCCUGAUUUCCCAAGUGAGAAAAAUGAAUGAGGCAGCAAUGAACAACAGCAAGAGGCAGUUGAUGUUUGACAAAGGAGUGAGAAAACUUCUAAGGAGAAAGACCAUGGAACGGGAGAGACCUGAAAGACCAGAGGGAGCUGUCACUUUCCCCCCAUACCUGCAGUCUGACAUACCCGAGGGGGUGAUAAGAGUUUAUGCUCCACUGCAUUCAAAAGUCUCUAUGGCAAUUCAACUCAACAGCCAAACAAAAGCCAAAGACAUCCUGGCUCGAUUCCACUGUGAAAACAGCCGCAGUUCAUCACAGAACAUGAGAGGCCAGAUCCAAAGUUUACAUGAAAUUGGAGGAAAUAUAGGUCAGCACUGUUUGGAUCCGGAUGCAUACAUGUUAGAUGUUUACCGUGCAAAUCCUCAGGCAGAAUGGGUGAUAAAACCAAAAGCAAGCUGA
This is a messenger RNA of Charadrius vociferus (killdeer), 2072 nucleotides long. RefSeq names its product Rho GTPase activating protein 28 (gene ARHGAP28). Gene Ontology annotation, molecular function: GTPase activator activity. The record is from RefSeq and is a predicted model, not a curated record. Gene Ontology annotation, cellular component: cytoplasm. Gene Ontology annotation, biological process: signal transduction; negative regulation of stress fiber assembly; regulation of actin filament polymerization. Bases 39 to 2072 code for a protein of 677 amino acids. The transcript is spliced from 15 exons. Lineage: Eukaryota; Metazoa; Chordata; Aves; Charadriiformes; Charadriidae.